Messenger RNA from Solanum pennellii, 657 nucleotides. RefSeq names its product heavy metal-associated isoprenylated plant protein 28. NCBI's taxonomy places the organism in Eukaryota, Viridiplantae, Streptophyta, Magnoliopsida, Solanales, Solanaceae. The transcript has 3 exons. Gene Ontology annotation, molecular function: metal ion binding. The record is from RefSeq and is a predicted model, not a curated record. Bases 92 to 547 code for a protein of 151 amino acids.
CUAAAUAUUGCAUGUUGCAGAAGCUUUAUAUUCUUGUAACUAAAGAAGCAGAAAAAGAACAUUUCUAAAGUUCAUUAUCAAGAGCUUGAAGAUGACAACGAUGACAGAGAUGAGAGUACAUAUGGAUUGUGCCGGAUGUGAGAGCAAGGUCAGAAAAUCUCUCGAGAAAGUUAAAGGUGUUGAUAAUGUAGAAAUAGAUAUGUCUAUGCAAAAGGUGACAGUAACAGGAUGGGCUGAUCAAAAGAAAAUACUCAAAACAGUUAGAAGAACUGGUAAAAGAGCUGAAAUAUGGCAAUUUCCUCAUAAUCCUGAGAUGAGAAAUAACCCUACUUAUGUAACCGAUCAUUAUUAUCAACAACAAGGCUGCAGUGGUCCGGCCACUUAUUACGCCGGAGAACCACCGGCUUCCGCCUAUAACUAUCGCAAACACGGCUACGAUAACUAUGGCCGUGCCUAUAGUCUUUACAGGGGCAAUUCAAACACAUUUGGUAGUCGUGUUGGUGAUGCUUUUAGUGAUGAGAAUCCUCGUGGUUGUAAUAUUAUGUAAUUGUUGUUUGAUGUUGUCGAUUAUUAAAUGUAAGAGCCUGUUUGAAUUGACUUUUUUAAAAAAAAAUGUAUAAUACAUAAAUAUGACUUUAAUUUGACGUCAGUUGAUAA